AUGCAGAAUUGCGGCGACAACUCGCCGCAAUUUACCAAGACCUUCACAGCCGGGACUUUCACAACCGGGACCUUCACAGCCGGGACCUUCACCACCAGCAAUGCCAGCACCGGCACCACCAGCAACGCCAGCACCGGCACCACCAGCAACGCCAGCACCGGCACAACCAGCAACACCAGCACCAGGACAACCAGCAAUGCCGGCACCGGCACCACCAGCGAUUCUUCCACCGGCACCACCAGCGAUUCCUCCACCGGCACCACCAGCGAUUCCUCCACAAAGACCAAGGCGAUGGCAAAGAGCCGGAAGAAACCGCUACAACCCAAACAACCCAAGAGGAAGAGGAAGAGGAGGAAGGGAAAGAGGAGGAAGGGGUGGAGGAAUGAAGAC
This is a messenger RNA of Temnothorax curvispinosus, 390 nucleotides long. RefSeq names its product P17/29C-like protein DDB_G0287399. The transcript is spliced from 3 exons. NCBI's taxonomy places the organism in Eukaryota, Metazoa, Arthropoda, Insecta, Hymenoptera, Formicidae. The record is from RefSeq and is a predicted model, not a curated record. The annotation marks the transcript as partial.